AUGUCACUUGUCCGUAUCCUCCCGGCGUGCCGCCACGUCGGGCACAACUUCCAUGGCGACCCCGGACGCAUAUUGCACAGCGCAGCUCUGAAGAGUUCGUUGCAGAGCAUCACAUCCUUGGAACUCAACAACUGCAGCUUCCCAUCGCUCCGAAUUUUACUCCGCAUACUGGGACAUAUUACCUGCUUGAAAGAUGUUACUUUCGCAAUUGUCAAAUGGUCAGAUGACCAACUCACAACGGCUGACACCGCGAGUAAUGUCUGCACGGGCGGCUUCGACCAUAUCCGCUCAGUCAUGAUGCGGAGCUGCACGAACAACACGGCAGUACCCGCAUGGAUCCUUGCCGCCGCGAGCACCCGACACUCGUUUGCUAGGCGUCGGACGCCAGGGCCAGCAGUCCCUGCAGAGACGUGGGCCAUCAUCGAGCUCAUCCAGACGUUCUUGGGAGGCAGCGUGUUUAGUUCAGAAUAUCAUGUCAAGGAGGCAGCUGCAGAUUCGUUGGUGCUCUGUCCGUGGAAUCGCCAGUAAUAGGCACCAUAUAUGUCUCAGUCCAGGUCAUCAAGUCAGCAUCCUCCACCGGUGGCAAUGAAGUCUGGUCUGUACGCCAAAUCGUUCUCGCUGAUACGAAUAUAACUACAUUCGAUUCCAAACCACUCCCAUAUUUCUACUCUUGUGAUUGGUCCAUGAUGACUUCUCUUCUGCCCACAUUUCCACAAUUACAGCAGUUGCAGGUCCUCUGUGGGAGGAAUUGCUCUGAAGAAAAUUUCCGCAUGCUCUCUGACAAAGUUGAGGGAGUUGUGAGCAGCCACACACAUCCGGUCGUUACACUUCAACAUGAUCCAGAUUUGCCAGACGGGAGAUACUUGCAGCCGACGCUAUUUGAUCUAACCGAGGAACAUGUAGAGGUGGCACGGGCAGUAAAGGUAUGAACUGGAAAGCAGAAUUCCUUAGCACCUCACUGAGCAAAUUUUCCGCGCAGAGCUGGACCGUACAGCGUAGAGGCAUUUGAGCGUUGGACACGAUUUCGGCGAGAGUGAAGCAGUCGAUUGAUGUCUGCUUCUCAUAUGUUCAGUAUCCUUGUCUACUCUCGUUUGAUCAUAUGCAUGGACUUCUAGUACACAACUCGACGUGCCUGAGUGAUGUCCUACGCCGCUAGAUUGUAGAAGUAGCCGGUACAUGUAGCACGCCAUGAAAGCUUCCCCGAAGCACAUUGUCGAGCGGUGGUCUUGUGCAGGAUGACUUCGUCGGAAUCCACGGC
Molecule: messenger RNA, 1258 nt
Organism: Phanerochaete carnosa HHB-10118-sp
Lineage: Eukaryota; Fungi; Basidiomycota; Agaricomycetes; Polyporales; Phanerochaetaceae
Exons: 2
Coding region: 1-528 (175 amino acids)
Source: RefSeq, a predicted model, not a curated record